CCAUAUCGCUUCCCCUGCACUCGCAACUUCCUCCAACACCUAUCAAUCGCAUCAAAUCAAACCAAACCAAACCACCACCGCCGCCGCCCCUUCCGCCGCCGCAGAGAUGGCUUCAGCUGCAGCAUACUACUACACCGGAUGCGAGGACGACUACCAGCCGCACUUCCUCGAUUCCUGCUCCCUCUGCCGCAGAUCGCUCAACCAAAACAGCGACAUCUUCAUGUACAGAGGAAACACGCCGUUCUGUAGCCAGGAGUGCCGGCAGGAGCAGAUCGAGAUAGAUGAGGCGAUGGAGAAGAAGUGGAAAAUGUCAUCCUCUUCUUCUUCUUCGAAGAGAUCGAGCGGUGUGAGGCAGAGCUCUGACUCCGCGAAGGAAUCUGGCAUGAAUAAAGCUGUACGGACGGGAACUGUGGCUGUGGUUUGAGAUUUGAGUUCGCUGCAAAUGAGUAUAUACAUAAUUGAGAAGGAUUAUGGAUCACUUCUUCGACGAAUUCGCAUGACCUGGAGCUUGAUCUGUUGAAGAGAGAUGGGUGCAGAAGAAGUCCGUACCGAAAAUUUUGAUUUUACUUUUUAUUUACAUUUUCCUCUUUUUUUUUUUAAUAAUUUCUGGAAUAUGGCAUCUGAUAUGUGUAUAUGGUGGGGAAGGAUUGAGAGUCCUUUAAUUGGAUGUCAUUAAAAUAUAAAUAUCGGUUAAUCA
Salvia hispanica is the source of this 697-nucleotide messenger RNA. Its product is annotated as FCS-Like Zinc finger 3-like. The record is from RefSeq and is a predicted model, not a curated record. Lineage: Eukaryota; Viridiplantae; Streptophyta; Magnoliopsida; Lamiales; Lamiaceae.